Lachancea nothofagi CBS 11611 is the source of this 861-nucleotide messenger RNA. The record is from the annotation of a GenBank genome assembly. NCBI's taxonomy places the organism in Eukaryota, Fungi, Ascomycota, Saccharomycetes, Saccharomycetales, Saccharomycetaceae.
AUGGUUUACUCCGCCAGACAAAUCGGUGCUAAGAACACCCUAGACUACAAAGUUUUUAUCGAGGACAAUGGCAAGCCUGUCUCGUCCUUCCACGACAUUCCUCUGUACGCAGAUGAAGCUAAUGAAAUCUUCAACAUGGUAGUUGAAAUCCCACGUUGGACCAAUGCCAAGUUGGAAAUCAGCAAGGAAGAAACCUUGAACCCUAUUAUCCAAGACACCAAGAAGGGAAAGCUAAGAUUCGUCAGAAACUGUUUCCCACACCACGGUUAUAUUCACAAUUACGGUGCUUUCCCUCAAACUUGGGAAGACCCCAACUCUGUGCACCCAGAAACAAAAGCUGCCGGUGACAAUGAUCCUUUGGACGUGUUGGAGAUCGGUGAAACCAUUGGCUACACUGGCCAAGUUAAGCAAGUUAAGGUCUUGGGUGUCAUGGCCCUAUUGGACGAAGGGGAAACCGAUUGGAAGAUCAUCGUUAUCGACGUCAACGACCCAUUGGCCGGUAAAUUGAACGACAUUGAAGAUGUUGAGAAGUACUUCCCAGGUCUUUUGAGAGCCACAAACGAGUGGUUCAGAAUUUACAAAAUCCCUGAUGGAAAGCCAGAAAACCAGUUUGCCUUCUCUGGUGAAGCUAAGAACAAGAAGUAUGCUUUGGAUGUGAUCAGAGAAUGCAGCGAAGCCUGGAAAAACUUGAUCAAAGGCAAAGCCGACUCCAAAGAUAUCGAAUUGACGAACACUACUUUGUCGGGCACCUCGACCUACUCGCCAUCUGCUGGCAAUUCAGUUGCUGCCAAUGAAGUUAAAGAAGAUGCUCCAAUUGACAAGUCUGUUGACAAAUGGUUUUUCAUUUCUGGUUCUGCUUAA